Molecule: messenger RNA, 1328 nt
Organism: Myodes glareolus (Bank vole)
Lineage: Eukaryota; Metazoa; Chordata; Mammalia; Rodentia; Cricetidae
Source: RefSeq, a predicted model, not a curated record
ACACUCUUUGCUGAGUGUCCUGGGCUCACCCCAGAGCCAACGCUGACCACGAGGCUGGAGCUGCAGGCCAGGGUUGCUGUAGGCUGGGCCGAGGUUGAGCAGCCUCUUGUAGGGCAGGUUUCUGAAGCGGAACAGGAAGUGAAAUGUCCAGGACUUGGAACUGGGGCUGGAAUUCAAGCCAUGCUUCCCACCGGGCUCUAUGCUGUGAUCUUUACUUCCUCGUGUGUGUGACGACGAUGUCUACCACACAGGAUAGGAUGAGUAUCCCAGAAAGCACGGGAGAUGGGGGACCCAGGCAGUUCUUUUCUCAUUUCCCGUCCUCUGGUCUGCUCUACGGGGGGAGGAGGGAAGCCUGUGCAGAGUGCGCAGGACAGCCUCGGGACAGGUCUUCACCUUCCACCUUCUUUCACUCAGCUUUGAACACCAUGGACGCACUGCCGGCCUGCCUGCUCCGGGAUGUGGCCCAGGAGGCCCUGGGUGUGGCUGUCAUCGGCAUCGACGAAGGGCAGUUUUUCCCUGACAUCGUGGAAUUCUGUGAAUGGAUGGCCAAUGCAGGCAAGACAGUGAUUGUGGCAGCACUUGAUGGAACCUUCCAGAGAAAGGCUUUCGGAAACAUCUUGAACCUGGUGCCCCUGGCCGAGAGCGUGGUGAAGCUGACUGCCGUGUGUAUGGAGUGCUUUCGAGAAGCUGCCUACACCAAGAGGCUGGGCAUGGAGAAGGAGGUGGAGGUGAUAGGCGGAGCAGACAAGUACCACUCCGUGUGCCGCCUGUGCUACUUUAAGAAGUCCCCGGUGAAGCCGUCUGGACCGGACAACAAAGAGAACCUCCCGGUGCUGGGACAGCCUGCAGAGGCCUCAGCUGUCAGGAAGCUCUUUGCCCCUCACCAAGUCCUACAGCACAACUCUGCCAACUGAGCGACCUGGGGCUGGAAUUGCCUCAUAACAGACGCUGCCAGGGACAGGCUCAGCUGCUGGUCACAGCCUUUUGAGUUCCCUUCUGGGUUGCUGAAAUGCUUCAGCCCAGUGGAGAGCCAGCGCCUGCCUGGUCAUUAGGGCUUGAGGUGAGGACAGAGCCACAUGGUUGUUGUGACAUUGGUGGUGCUGGCUUCUUCCUCCUUGGCGGCUUUCACUGCUGGGUUUCAGUUUUGUGGAGCCCCGCCCAUUACCAAGGCUCAAGCCCUCCCUUUGUGCUAACGCCUGACCUACACUCCCACAAUGGCCCCCAGGGACAGUCUACAGUGGAGCUGGUCUUGCCCUGCUCAGAGCCCCAGCCCCAUGACUCAGGGCUCUUAGUUAUGCUACAGUAUAAAAUAAAUAAUUAAUAUUAAA